AUGUAUGCUACUGGAAAAGUAGCUUUCAAAGAUAAGACAGUAUAUGCUUUAGUGCAGUGUACAAGAGAUUUAUCAGCCAAUGAUUGCAGUAAGUGUCUGCAAAGUGCUAUUGGAGAUAUACCAGGUUGUUGCUAUGCCUCCAUUGGUGCACGAGUUUGGAGUCGUAGCUGUUAUUUAAGAUAUGAGUUUUAUCCAUUUUAUCUCGGUGAAACAGAAUCCACAAGUUCUUCAACUAACCAAGGAGGGAAAAAUAAAUCAAGCAAAAUAUGGAUGAUUACUGCUAUUGCAGUUGGGGUAGUCUUGGUGAUAAUAAUUAUCAUUUUCUACUUAUGCUUUAUCAGAAAUUGGCAAAGAAAGAACGGACAAGGUAAUAUAUCUAAUGAUUUCCCUUUUAUUGAUAUUGGUUCUCUUUGCGUGGCUACCAAAAACUUCUCCGAUUCAAAUAAGCUCGGGCAAGGUGGAUUUGGUCCUGUUUACAAGGGUAUACUUAGUGAUGGCAUGGAAGUGGCAAUCAAGAGGCUCUCAACUUGUUCUGAGCAGGGUUCAGAAGAAUUCAUUAAUGAGGUUAUGUUGAUAUUGAAACUUCAACACAAAAAUCUUGUAAAGCUUCUAGGAUUUUGUGUCGAUGGAGAAGAGAAGCUUCUUGUUUAUGAAUAUUUGCCCAAUGGUAGCCUUGAUGUCGUCCUUUUUGAGAAAAGUGCACAUCUUGAUUGGACCAAACGAGUUGAUAUAAUAAAUGGAAUAGCAAGAGGCGUUCUCUAUCUUCAUGAAGAUUCUAGACUUCAAAUAAUACAUAGAGAUCUAAAAGCAAGUAACAUAUUGUUGGACUGUGACAUGAAUCCAAAGAUUUCUGUUACUCCAAAAGCACUUCUAGUCUACUAGCUUAUGUAUGUGUCCAUAAAUUUGUUUGUUCAUGAUAAAGCUCAAUGUUAAAGCUCAAUGUUUGUUCAUAAAUUUGUGUAAUUAAUGUGUACAUUUGUAGUAUAUGUUAUGAC
Lathyrus oleraceus (garden pea) is the source of this 995-nucleotide messenger RNA. RefSeq names its product cysteine-rich receptor-like protein kinase 10. NCBI's taxonomy places the organism in Eukaryota, Viridiplantae, Streptophyta, Magnoliopsida, Fabales, Fabaceae. Bases 1 to 882 code for a protein of 293 amino acids. The record is from RefSeq and is a predicted model, not a curated record. Gene Ontology annotation, molecular function: ATP binding; protein serine/threonine kinase activity. Gene Ontology annotation, biological process: protein phosphorylation. Gene Ontology annotation, cellular component: plasma membrane. The transcript has 5 exons.